Molecule: messenger RNA, 5310 nt
Organism: Belonocnema kinseyi
Lineage: Eukaryota; Metazoa; Arthropoda; Insecta; Hymenoptera; Cynipidae
Gene: Cadps
Product: calcium-dependent secretion activator
Exons: 15
Coding region: 477-4685 (1402 amino acids)
Biological process (GO): dense core granule exocytosis; synaptic vesicle exocytosis
Source: RefSeq, a predicted model, not a curated record
AGCUUGCGGAUUCCAGAAGCUUAUUACAUACUACCUUUGCAAAAACUCCUUUUUUCCGCUCUGUGCUAUCGCGCCCUUCCUAGCUCCAUCUGCCAAAUCCUCCUCCUCACAUUUCCACCCCCGCAGCCGGUCUAGUUCAGUAGUCAACCAUCGCCUGACGUUCAUUGGCCGCAGGUCAGCACCGCGCCAGGUGGAUACCGCAAGGGCGGUUAGCGUUCUCCAAAGAGGAAUCAAGAGGAACAAGAGCAAUUGGAAGAAGUUGCGGAUUGCUCAGGGCCAGUCGUGGUUCACCAUGAGCUGUCAGAUUCGUCGGACGGAUUGUCGUAGCGACUAAGGAGCAUAUCAGAACUGAGGAACAGGAGUUCCUGCGGGUGUCCCUUAUCACGGUGAUUCCGUGACCACGUGGAGACGGCAGGUCCGAGUCAAACGGAAGCCGGUCCUCCGAGGUCGAGGCCGGCGUCGGCGACAACUAGACCAUGAUAGACCCAAGCUCCUCUGAGGAGGAGAGUGAGGAGGACCAGGGCCUUCACCACGGGGGUGGCGGCGGGGGCCGUGGCGGAAGUGGUAGUUCACACGGUUCCCGCCACCAUGCUGGUAGUAGAGGCAUGGGCCCGGGUUCUGGACUUGCCGGAAGUGUUGGUUCGGCUAGUUCGGGACUCACAGCAUCUCCUGGUGGCUCAAGUCUCGGAGGCCACGUCGGAUCAGCCGGUGCUCAUGGAAGAUCAGGAGGUCAAACUUCAGCGAUUCAGCAAGAAGCCGUUGCUGCCGGGCUGGACGUUCCCAACUUAUCCAGCGCCAGGAGUUCUCUUUCACCUUCUAUGAGCGCUGCCCAGGAUGCGGCUAAUUAUGCAAAAUCCGCCCAAAGACCAACCAGCCCUUCGCCGUCGGUCGCCAGCGAGAAGACUGAGGCUGAAUUGCUGGACAAACAAGAGAGAGAAGAGGAGGAGAGAAAAACACGAAUACAACUCUACGUGUUCAUUUCGAGAUGUAUAGCUUAUCCAUUCAAUGCCAAACAACCCACAGACAUGACACGAAGACAAAUGAAGAUCACAAAACAGCAACUAGAGACUUUGUGUUCCCGCUUCCAGGCUUUUCUGAAAGGAGAGACGCAAAUCAUUGCAGACGAAGCCUUCCACAAUGCCAUACAAAAUUAUUUUGAUGUAUUCUUAAAAUCGGAGAGGGUGGUCAGAAUGGUACAAAGCGGUGCAUGCUCACAGCACGACUUCCGCGAGGUGUUCAAGAACAAUAUCGAAAAGCGUGUUCGCAGCCUCCCGGAAAUCGACGGGUUGAGCAAAGAGACUGUUCUUACGUCCUGGUUGGCCAAAUUCGAUUGUAUAUUUAAAGGCACCGGUGACGAGGACACCAAGAGGCCUUCCAGGAUGCAACAGCAGUCCUUAAAUUCCGAACUGAUACUGUCGAAGGAGCAGCUGUACGAUAUGUUUCAGCAAAUCCUUGGCGUUAAAAAGUUCGAACAUCAGCUUCUGUUCAACGCCCUCUUGUUGGACUCAGCCGACGAACAGGCUGCUGCCAUCCGGAGGGAGCUGGACGGUCGCAUACAAAGAGUCAACGAAAUGGAGAAGAACCGAAAGCUUAUGCCAAGGUUUCUCCUAAAAGAGAUGGAGUCGCUCUACAUUGAGGAACUCAAGUCGUCUAUCAACCUGCUAAUGGCUAAUUUGGAGUCGUUGCCUGUCUCCAAGGGUUCGAUAGACAGCAAAUACGGGCUGCAGAAGCUGAAGCGCUACAACCAUCGCGGUGAGCGCUCCCGCUGCCGCAGUCAGGGUUCUCUCGCAAAACUGGAGGGCGACUCCGCUGAUUCCGACCCCCAACUCACAAAAAUGGACGUCGGCCUGACAUUCCAAUUGGAAGUUAUUGUUAUGGAAGUCAAAGGCCUUAAGAGUCUCGCGCAAAAUAGAAUUGUUUAUUGUACUAUGGAAGUGGAAGGCGGCGAAAAACUGCAGACUGAUCAAGCUGAAGCCUCGAAGCCUAUGUGGGAUACUCAGGGAGAUUUUUCGACGACCCAUCCGUUGCCAAUCGUGAAGGUUCGAUGCUAUACCGAAAAUCCUGGAAUGCUGGCUCUCGAGGAUAAAGAACUGGGCAAAGUGAUUCUCAAGCCUACUCCGAUGUCCAGCAAGAAUCCUGAAUGGCAUCGCAUGACCGUCCACAGAAGCUGUCCAGAUCAGGAUCUCAGGAUAAAGAUCGCCUGUCGAAUGGACAAGCCGUUGAACAUGAAGCACUGUGGUCACCUUUACGCCCUGGGAAAAUCCGUCUGGAAAAAGUGGAAGAAUCGGUACUACGUGCUGGUCCAGGUCUCGCAGUACACGUUUGCGAUGUGCUCGUAUAAAGAGAAAAAAAGCGAGCCGUCGGAAAUGAUGCAGCUCGAUGGCUAUACAGUGGACUAUAUCGAGGCCGUUUCUGCCAACCUUAUGGCUGGCAUGGAUUUACAGGGUGGAAGGUACUUCUUCAAUGCUGUUCGUGAGGGGGAUAACAUAGUCUUCGCAUCGGAGGAUGAAAAUGAGUGUCAUUUGUGGGUGAUGGCCAUGUAUAGAGCGACUGGUCAGUCUCAUAAGCCAACUCCGCCAGUAACGAUAGCCGACAAAAACUCUACCAUUAGCAAGAUUCAAGGAGACGCUGAUAGGGCAAGAAAGCAUGGAAUGGAGGAUUUUAUCAGUGCUGAUCCGUGCAAGUUUGAUCACGCGGGUCUGUUCAAGUUCCUGCAGAAUUUAACUUUGGAUUAUAGACUGAAUGAUCCAUAUUGCUCUUUGGGAUGGUUCUCUCCUGGGCAAGUCUUUGUUCUGGAUGAAUAUUGCGCAAGAUAUGGUGUUCGUGGAUGUUUUCGACAUCUAUGUUAUCUCAGUGAUCUGCUAGAUCGAGCUGAAAGGGGAGUCAUGAUAGACCCGACUUUGAUUCAUUAUAGUUUCGCUUUUUGCGCAAGUCAUGUUGUUGGGAAUAGGCCUGAUGGUGCUGGAUCAGUAACACACGAAGAAAAGGAUAAGUUCCAAGACAUCAAAGAACGACUUAGACAACUGUUAGAGAAACAGAUAACGAACUUCAGGUUCAGCUUUCCGUUUGGGAGACCGGAGGGAGCACUCAAAGCUACCUUGUCUCUUCUCGAACGAGUCUUGAUGAAGGAUAUUGUAACACCAGUGCCACCAGAGGAAGUCAGAGGGAUGAUAAAAUCUUGCCUAGAGACAGCCGCUCAUGUAAACUACGAGCGAUUAUCUACUGAGGCAAAGAUAGAGGACGACUUUAAUGGUGAAGUCUGUGUACCUCCUAGUAAGAAACUUGAAGACCUCAUUCACCUCGCCGAGAUCUGCGUCGACUUACUGCAGCAAAAUGAAGAACAUUAUUCGGAGGUAGCGUUCGCCUGGUUUAGCGACCUCCUGGUGGAGCACGCAGAGAUCUUCUGGUCUCUCUUCGCCAAGGACAUGAACAAGGUUCUCAGCGAGCAGCCACCAGACACCUGGGAUAGCUUCCCACUGUUCCAAAUCUUGAACGAUUAUUUGAGAACAGAUGACAACCUGAAGAACGGGAAGUUCCAUCAACAUCUUCGGGACACCUUCGCGCCGUUAGUCGUUCGGUACGUGGAUCUGAUGGAGACUUCGAUCGCUCAAUCAAUUCACAAAGGAUUCGAGAAGGAGCGAUGGGAAAUCAAGGGCAACGGAUGUGCCACAUCGGAAGACCUAUUCUGGAAGCUGGACGCCUUGCAGUCCUUCAUCGGAGGGUUGCACUGGCCUGAUCAAGAAUUCAGAAGCCAUCUGGAACAACGUCUCAAACUGAUGGCGAGUGACAUGAUCGAGUCUUGUAUCCAGAGGACAGAUACAGCGUUCCAGCAAUGGCUCAAAAAGGGUGUAACGUUUAUCUCGACAGAUUACAUUAUUCCCUCUGAGAUGUGUGCUAUGGUGAAUGUAAUCCUGGACGCAAAGAAUCAAAGUUUUAAGCUUUGCGCUGUCGAUGGAGUGGAUGUGCAUCAGUGUCAUGGGAAAAUAGAUGACCUUAUUGACAGAACAUCAGCUUCAAUGUCCCAAGGAAUGAUCAAUAAGCUGGUUACCGUCCUCGAGGCAACAUUAUCCAAAUUGUCACGUUAUGACGAGGGAUCCCUUCUUGGAGCGGUUCUUAGUUUUGCGAAGGUUUCUGGAAGCGGAAAGGAAAUGGGUCAAGCCUAUGUCAAUUUCGCGAGGAAUUGUAUGGACCAAAUUCGUGGUAAGGUUAUCGACGAACUGUGGAUUAUGACCUUUUUCGAGCAAUGGUAUACCUCACAAAUUGAGAUGCUGUGCACCUGGCUCUCCGAGAGGCUGGAUCACAGUUUGCAUCUGUACCAAUGCACUUGUCUCGCUCACAUCGUGAAAAAGAUCUAUUCAGACUUCGAGCUUCAGGCAAUCGCGGAGAACAAACUUAACUCGAAGACAUAUCAAACGAUAUCUCAGAGGAUGCAGACAGAGGAAGCAACUUGUGCCUUAAACAUGAGCGCUCAGAAUGAGGAAGGGCUUUCAGAAAAUGGCAACGACGACGAUGUUGACAGGCCAAAAACGAAGGUGACCAUUGUGGAUUCAAUAGCGGGAGAAGACGGAAAUUUUUCCAAUAUCAGCAACGUUACUUCUAAUGUGGUUGGCAAAGUUGGAAGUAUGUUUGGCAAGGGCAUCGGUGGCCUUUCAACGAAAUUUGGCGGAGCCACAAGCUGGUUCUAGUUAUUUUCCAGUAUUCUAAAACUAAACUUCGUUUGUCUAGAACGUCCCUUCAUAAAAUCAUCUACUAUCUAAUAUUAAUUUAAAAAAAAAGUAAUAUCGAGCGAGAGGACAUCGAGUUGUAUAUCAGAUACCCUAGAAGUAAAAACGAGUCUCUAAGAUUUUAACUGGGUCGCCAGUCGAAUCAAGUGUCCUCAUUAUCAUGUCCCACCAAGUUGUUUCGUGUUACGUCGAGAGCGGCGCUACAUUUGAAAGUAUUUUCCGUGUGAAAGGGUUUAAUUCUAACGAAUUAAAAAUGUUCGGCAAGCCUCCGCCCCAGAGACGGAAGUCUAUCUACGUUAUCGGCCACAAAGCUCUUAUCACGAUGCCAAUUAAAAUUAGGGUAGACGAAAGAUGUAAGGUAUAAGAAAGAAAUAAUAUAGAAGAAAAUAAAAAAAUAAACUAGAAGAAAGAAGUAAGUUAGGAGCAAGAACUUAGUCGAAGGAAUCAAGAAAAAUUCAGACGAGGAAUGUGAUGCCAUUUUAAAUGAAAAAGACGUGUCACGAAGCGAACACGUCCCACCUGAAAUUUCGUAUAUACGAUACGCACCGUAAAUGAAAGACCGAUAUAUAAGAGUUUAAGUAACAAA